AUGGGUUCUCACUAUGCUAAAGUCCUAAAAGACUUGUGCACUGUGAAGAUGAAACACCAUGUCAAGAAAACUGCUUUCUUGACUGAACAUGUAAGCGCUGUAAUUGAGCAAAGGAUCCCUCCAAAGAAUGAUUUGAUGAAGCUAUCUUUUGGGAACAUAACCGUAGACGUCAACAUCUUUCACGUCAUGAAACAGCCUGAGGAAGAUAAUGAGUGUCAUCAAACAUACAUGAUUGAUGCACUUGUCAAGGAGGAAACACAUGCGUUUAUUGACCCCGACCCUUUAAAUUCUGAAAUUCUCUCAAGGNUACAUUACAGUUUCAAAUUAAAUGUUGAUGGAGUUGCUAGAGGAAACCCAGGAAAAGCUAGGGGUGGAGGACUGAUCCGUGACCCUCAAGGAAAAUUUGUUGCUGGUUUUUCACACCAGUAUGGCGUGUCUUCGAAUGGCAAAUGCUCUAUGUGGAGUUUGCAUGAUGUUUGGGAGGAUGUCAUGGGUUUGAUUGGUAAGUUGGAUGCGCGAGUGUCCCAUGUCUUUAGAGAAGCGAAUAUGGCAGCUGAUUUUCUUGCUAAGGAAGGUGCAGGUGGUUCUGACUUGGAACUUUACUCUGCAUAUAUUUUGCCGAUGAUCCUCUUUGGCAUUUUGAGAACGGACAGAUGGGAACUUCCAUACCUACGAGACCAUUGUAACGUUUUCCUGAUGCUUCCCAUUCAGGAUGAAUCAGAUGUAGUGUUCCGUGCCACUACAGGCAAAUGGCGGGCAGUUGUUGUAGAGAUUUCUCGAAUGCACAAAACAGGUCAGCCUGUUCUUGUCGGCACAACAAGCGUUGAGCAGAGUGAUGCGUUGUCUGAACAGCUUCGUGAAGCUGGAAUUCCCCAUGAGGUUCUAAAUGCAAAACCAGAAAAUGUGGAAAGAGAAGCUGAAAUUGUUGCUCAAAGUGGUCGUCUUGGGGCUGUUACAAUUGCAACAAACAUGGCUGGUCGUGGAACUGAUAUAAUUCUUGGUGGUAAUGCUGAAUUUAUGGCAAGGUUGAAGUUACGUGAGAUGUUGAUGCCGAGAGUUGUUAGGCCAGCUGAAGGAGUUUUUGUUUCUGUGAAGAAACCUGCUCCAGCAAAGACAUGGAAGGUAAAUGAAAGUCUAUUUCCAUGCACACUAUCCAAAGACAACAGCAGAUUGGCCGAAGAAGCUGUGCAGUUGGCUUCCAAAACAUGGGGUCAGAGGUCAUUGACUGAGCUUGAAGCAGAAGAUAGAUUGUCAUAUUCUUGUGAAAAGGGUCCUGUUCGGGAUGAAGUCAUUGCAAAGCUGCGAAGUGCAUUUCUGGAAAUUGUUAAAGAGUACAAGGGUUUCACAGAUGAAGAGAGGAAGAAGGUUGUAUCUGCUGGUGGACUUCACGUUGUGGGCACAGAACGUCAUGAGUCGCGUCGAAUUGACAAUCAGCUGCGUGGUCGUAGUGGCAGACAGGGAGAUCCUGGAAGUUCCCGGUUCUUUCUUAGUCUUGAAGAUAACCUCUUCCGCGUAUUUGGUGGGGAUCGAAUUCAGGGCUUGAUGAGAGCUUUUAGAGUUGAAGAUUUACCAAUAGAAUCAAAGAUGUUGACAAAGGCACUAGAUGAAGCUCAGAGAAAAGUGGAGAAUUACUUUUUUGACAUCCGAAAACAGUUAUUUGAAUAUGAUGAGGUCUUAAACAGCCAAAGAGACCGUGUCUACACAGAGAGAAGGCGAGCCUUAGAGUCCGACAAUCUCCAAUCUCUUCUCUUUGAAUAUGCUGAAUUAACAAUGGACGAUAUAUUGGAGGCAAAUAUUGGUUCCAAUACUCUUAGAGAAAACUGGGAUCUUGAGAAGCUUAUAGCGAAAGUCCAACAGUACUGUUAUCUUUUGGAUGAUUUGACCCCUGAUUUGUUGCAAACAAAAUGUUCAAACUAUGAGGAAUUAAGAGAUUACCUUCGCAUUCGUGGACGUGAAGCAUAUCUGCAAAGGCGGGAAAUAGUGGAGAAAGAGGCUCCAGGUUUGAUGAAGGAGGCAGAAAAGUUCCUAAUAUUGAGCAAUAUCGACCGGCUAUGGAAGGAACACUUGCAAGCUCUCAAAUUUGUGCAGCAAGCUGUAGGUUUACGGGGAUAUGCACAAAGGGAUCCACUUAUCGAGUACAAGCUUGAAGGCUACAACCUGUUUAUAGAGAUGAUGGCACAGAUAAGAAGAAAUGUUAUAUAUUCAAUUUACCAGUUUAAACCAGUUUUAGUGAAUGAGCAAGACAAACGGCAGGGUGGGAAAGAAAUGUUGGAUACAAAUGGAAAGGGUAGUUCCGAUUCAGUUGUUGCUUCAUCCGCUGUUGGCGAGCAGGGAAGCAAGAGAUUGUCGACAAACAAGUCUGAAAAUAUCGAAUUGGGAACCACUUAAAAAUGUUAUUUGUCUCACUUGAACGUUAGAAUACCAAUGACUACAAAGAUUGUAAAUUUUUUAGGAUAUUUGCAGCUGAAAAGAAAUUGAAAAAUCAAUGUAAGAAAACAAACUCUGCAUUCUGGGUUGCCAUC
Molecule: messenger RNA, 2522 nt
Organism: Olea europaea var. sylvestris
Lineage: Eukaryota; Viridiplantae; Streptophyta; Magnoliopsida; Lamiales; Oleaceae
Product: protein translocase subunit SecA, chloroplastic-like
Exons: 16
Coding region: 1-2388 (795 amino acids)
Biological process (GO): protein targeting; protein import
Cellular component (GO): membrane
Molecular function (GO): ATP binding; ABC-type protein transporter activity
Source: RefSeq, a predicted model, not a curated record